This is a messenger RNA of Letharia columbiana, 156 nucleotides long. RefSeq lists its product as uncharacterized. Bases 1 to 156 code for a protein of 51 amino acids. The record is from RefSeq and is a predicted model, not a curated record. NCBI's taxonomy places the organism in Eukaryota, Fungi, Ascomycota, Lecanoromycetes, Lecanorales, Parmeliaceae. The transcript has a single exon.
AUGUCGCUUGGAUUGACAUGUUACCUUGUUUUAUUCGACAAUGAGAAGCUGUACCAUGCCGCUGCUGUGCAAGUCGAGAGUCUCUUUCCCGCACCUGCGAACGGCGGCAUCGUCUAUGAGAUGGUCUACUCGGACGUGAGAGAUCAUCUGAAGUAG